AUUUCGUAUAGUUAUGGGAUCAAAAAAGUGCAAAAAAUUGUUAAGGGACCAAAAAUAUGCAACUCACUAAAGUUGAGGGACCAAAUCUAGCAUUUAACCUUCUUUCUUUCUUACUUUUCUUUUUCUUUUCUUUUUGUUUCCCUCCCAGCCAUUUUUGCGUGUCUGCUCAUUUCCUUCUCCCCUGCACCGAACAAGCCUUCAGCCAAGCCCAGCCACCAUCGCCUACUCCUCUUGAAAAAUUGAUCUGCUGCCUUCUUCCUCUUUUGCCGCCGGUUGCUACUGGGGUGAACUUCGGUUUUCCUGUUCCCCUCCAAGAUCCCGCCAGCCUCCUUUGCCGCCAACUCCAAUUUCUUUGCUUGCUGAAUUUUCUGGUAGUGAGACCCAACGCAUGGGGAGCCCAAGGGAGUGACGAGCUAGACGGUUAGGCACUUUUGGACUUAGAUUUUUGUAACUAGGCCGUUAGUCACCCAUGCUUGACUUAGAAAUUUUGUGUAUAGAGCUUCUGUAGUUUUAGUCAUGAUUGUAUGUAUGAAGUUAAAAGUUUUGUACAUCUCGACUAGUAAAUAUUUGGUAAAUAAAAAGGUUUAGAUCUGAAUUGUCUGAAUUGCUAAGUAAGAACUUAGUAGGUUUUGAGUUUUGUGCAUUUGUGGGCCCCGCUCAUGAGUGCACGG
This is a messenger RNA of Rubroshorea leprosula, 671 nucleotides long. NCBI's taxonomy places the organism in Eukaryota, Viridiplantae, Streptophyta, Magnoliopsida, Malvales, Dipterocarpaceae. The record is from the annotation of a GenBank genome assembly.